Eremothecium gossypii ATCC 10895 is the source of this 885-nucleotide messenger RNA. Its product is annotated as AEL232Cp. Bases 1 to 885 code for a protein of 294 amino acids. The record is from RefSeq and is marked provisional. NCBI's taxonomy places the organism in Eukaryota, Fungi, Ascomycota, Saccharomycetes, Saccharomycetales, Saccharomycetaceae. The transcript has 2 exons. Gene Ontology annotation, cellular component: lysosomal membrane. Gene Ontology annotation, molecular function: GTPase activity; GTP binding.
AUGACGCCGACCGGUGGGGAAGUGGACUUUUUCCUUGACUCACCCUUUCGGCUGCAGAAGCUUAUGUUAGUAGCGCCCCCCUCCCGGACCAUGGACCUCCUCACCGCUUGGAUACACCGCCUAUGGACGUGUCUGUGCCUCUUCUUCAACCAGCGACAACUCAAAAUCGCUAUCGUAGGCUUGCAAAAUAGCGGCAAGACCACUUUGGCUGCACUCCUCACAGGGCACCCGUUUCGCGCGGACACAAUCCCUACACUCGGCAUAGAUGUAAGGCAUGCAACGAUCGGCCAGACGCUGCUCCAGGUCUAUGACCUGGCAGGCCAGGCACGGCACCGCUUCCUGUGGGACCGCUGCCUGGACACUACGGACCUGGUCGUCUAUGUCCUGGACUUGAGCGACGACACCGCGUGGGAGGCCGCCAAGCACGCGCUCCAAAGCGUGCUGGUCGCCACCAACGCGCGCCGCACGCCCGUGCUCAUCAUCGGCAACAAGGCCGACCUCGUCGCGCCGCCGCCCAUACUGCCGCCCGAUGACGCCUCGCCCGCACCGCCGGGCCCGUCCCAGCAGAGCCACCGCAGCGCCAGCGUCUCCUCCAAUGCCCGCCCGUUCGACAUCAGCCCCUACCAUUGGCGCUUCAUGACGCCGCUGUUGAGCCACUACGAUUACGACGACAUCCCAACCUACGUCAUCGACACGUCCAAUCAUCAUCUGUUGCUCGACCUUCAGGUUCUGUCGCGCGAGCUGGGCCUGGAUCUGCGGAAUGGCAUCCUGCAUCUCACAAAUGAAACUGUCCUGGCCAUGGACCGCGAUAUAGGCCUUUUUACGGUUAGCUGCCGAGACGGCACAGGCAUAUCCGACGUGAUCGAGUGGCUGAUGCAGCUAUGA